AAUACAGUAUUACAGCGAUAGUCUUCCGGUUCAGAAGUUUAUUAGUUGUAAUAGAACAUUUAAGUAUUCUUUUAGCUUGUAUAGGUAGCCAGUCUGUUGAUUUGAUUUUAAACUAAUUGUCUUUAAUAGUGGUGUUCAACAAAAGUGAUUAAGUUCAAUUGUUUAAUAGCGAAAAAACACCUUGUUGGAAAAGCAAUGUUGCGGCCACAAUCAGCAAUGACACGGCAUGAAUCUGAUAUGGUAAACCGUGCAAAACGGAGUAUAAGUUCAACGACUGAUCCAUUGGAGAAAUUACGAUUGCUGAGUUUAUCACGUGGGGCUAACGGCAUUUUAGGAAUCGGCAGAUUUUUUCGGCGUAUGGAUGAUGAUGGAAAUAAACAAUUAAACUUGGAGGAAUUUAAAACAGGUAUGGCGGAUACUGGACUAGAACUAUCUGAUGAUGAAGUGGAUGAAUUAUUUAAACAAUUUGAUACCGAUGGUAGUGGUAGUAUUAAUAUGGACGAAUUUCUAAUUAAAAUUAGGCCUCCCAUGUCCGAGUCACGAGAAAAAGUUGUUGAAAUGGCAUUUAAUAAAUUAGAUAAAACUGGUGAUGGUUUAAUAACAAUUGACGAUUUACGUAAUGUAUACAGUGUUAAGUCAAAUCCUAGAUAUAUUAGUGGAGAGGAAACUGAAGAGCAAAUUUUACAAAAAUUUAUUAAUAAUUUUGAGCAAGAUGCCACUAAAGAUGGACAGAUUACAAAAGAAGAAUUUAUGAAUUAUUACAGUGGAAUUAGUGCUUCUAUUGAUAACGAUGCUUAUUUUGAUUUAAUGAUGCGUCAUGCUUAUAAAUUAUAAACUUUAAUGGUAUACCUAUCCCUACCUACCUACUAUCCUAAUUUAAUAUUAUUAAACAAGUGUGAA
Chrysoperla carnea is the source of this 900-nucleotide messenger RNA. Its product is annotated as calcyphosin-like protein. Gene Ontology annotation, molecular function: calcium ion binding. NCBI's taxonomy places the organism in Eukaryota, Metazoa, Arthropoda, Insecta, Neuroptera, Chrysopidae. The record is from RefSeq and is a predicted model, not a curated record. The transcript is spliced from 5 exons. The coding region runs from base 196 to 834 and encodes 212 amino acids.